This is a messenger RNA of Talaromyces amestolkiae, 1536 nucleotides long. RefSeq lists its product as uncharacterized. Bases 1 to 1536 code for a protein of 511 amino acids. The record is from RefSeq and is a predicted model, not a curated record. Gene Ontology annotation, molecular function: acyltransferase activity, transferring groups other than amino-acyl groups. Lineage: Eukaryota; Fungi; Ascomycota; Eurotiomycetes; Eurotiales; Trichocomaceae. The transcript is spliced from 2 exons.
AUGCCCGGCGUCCAUGAAGAUAUAGGAUCGGAGGUGAUCCCGAAUCCGCAAGAAUAUGCAGGGACAAUAUGUCCUCGACAAUUCACUCUUAGGGAUCGGGUGACCGUCGCAACGCUGGUGCCAUUCAUCUCGGUGGCUCAAGUCCCCCACGGUCUAUUGGGGUAUCUCUCUGACCAAUUGAACAAGGAGAUCGAAAAGGGCGAUACAUAUACCAUGAUUGACCCGAUCCCGCUUGAAAAGUUCGCGCCGUGGUGGUUUGCCAAUAUUGGCGCUGUUAUGCUCUUGGGCGAUAUUCAAGACGUACAUGAUGUCCAGCUUAUGGAACACAGUGGCACCGACUGGACAAAAGUGUGUCUGGGAAGCUUCAAUAUUAGACCGAAUUACCCGGGUCGUAGCAGUCAUGUGUGCAACGGUAUGUUUUUAGUCACGGAUGCCUCCCGUAACAAGGGUGUGGGUAAGUUGAUGGGAGAGGGUUUUCUUGAAUGGGCGCCGAGACUGGGCUACACAUAUUGCGUGUUCAAUCUCGUGUACGAGAGUAACAUCGCUUCCUGUCGCAUGUGGGAUUCGUUGGGAUUUAAGCGUAUCGGCAGGGUCCCGGGUGCUGGCCAUUUAAAGUCUUACCCAGGUCAAUUAGUGGACGGCAUUAUCUAUGGACGUGAUCUCAGCCUCGAGGGUGACGAAUCCAUCACCCAAGAGAGGUUCGAUAAGAUUCGUUAUUACUUGAAACAUGCCAAAUACCCCCGAGGAGCAGACCGUGCCGAAAAGAGUCGCUUGAGGAGCGCAGCAACGCACUAUAAGCUCAUUGGCGGCGAAGAUGGAGAGCCAGAAAGGCUGAUGCUCAAGGAUAAAGAGGUUGUCUCCGAUCCUCAGCAGCAGUACGAAAUAGCUCGGGAGGUUCAUUUGGAACAACAUGGUGGCAUUAACAAGACUACGGCUACGGUGGCAUUGAAAUACCACUGGGUCCGCAUCAAGGAGACAGUUAGUCGAGUUAUUCGCGACUGUCCUAAGUGCAAGGAGGCUUCCAAAGCUCCUCCUGUAUUGAAUGGCGGAAGAACUUCGGAACCUCCCAGUAUCAAGCCUAUCAGUGAGAUUGAGACUGCUGUUACGAACAGUCUGAUCUCACAUACGGAGCAUCUGAUGGCAGAUGCAACCCACGUCCACGCCAGUCCCUUCACAUCAACGCAUACGACCGAAGUACAUACAAUGGCAGAUGACAGCUUACCCGACUAUACGCAUCUACCCCUCGAUCCGCAAAUGAUUGAUAUGAACAGUCAUCUCUCCCGCUUCCAGCAUCAUCACAGUAUGUCCACGGGAUACGAUCAAAGCCAUGGUUUGCCUCAUGCGGUGUUUGAGGACGAGCUCAGGGCUCAUCACCACAAUGAAUAUCAAUCUAUGGUUACGGAUGAUUCCGAGGCGGAGGCGUUGCAGGGGGAUGCCUUGAAUUUGGUGAAUACACAGUUGACAGACUCGCAACAUGAACAGGAAAUGUUGUCUAGAUAUGUGGAUCGAUCUGAUGACGAGCUUGAUUUCACUUGA